CGAACUGUCACUGUCACAACACAAAUCAGCUGAUUGCACAUCAACAAAUAGAAGGACAGGGACAGCGUUCUUUUCGACAGUUUUAGCGGUAGUCGAUAAUUUAUCUAUUGUGAAAUCGUUAUAUUAUGUUUAAGCAAAUAACCUUUCUACUUCUAAUUAUAACUGCAGUCGAAAAGAGUUAUCAGAGAAAACCAAAUGUGCUAUUCAUCAUUGUGGAUGAUUUGAGACCAUCUCUGGGCAUAUACGGGGAUGAUAACGCUCGUACGCCUAAUAUUGAUGCUUUGGCCAAAAAGAGUGCCGUAUUUACAAAUGUCUUUGCACAGCAAGCAUUAUGUGCUCCCAGUCGAAAUUCGUUCCUAACCAGUCGCCGACCUGACAGCCUUCACCUCUAUGACUUUAAUAGUUACUGGCGCGAUGUUGCUGGAAAUUUUACGACUAUUCCGCAAUUAUUCAAAGAAAAUGGUUACUAUACACAUUCAAUUGGAAAGGUGUUUCAUCCAGGGAAAUCAUCAAAUUUCACUGAUGAUAGUCUAUAUAGUUGGAGUCGGUCGCCAUACCAUCCGCCUACUGAAAAAUAUAAAAACGCUAAAGUGUGCGUGACAAGAAAUGGACUGGCACAGAACAUAUUAUGUCCAGUGAUUGUGAAUGAGCAACCGGGUGGCUCGUUACCUGAUUUGGAAUCAUUGAGCGCUGCAAAGGACUUUUUAAAGUACCAUAAGCAAAUUUCGACUUUACCGUAUUUUUUAGCGGUUGGAUUUCAUAAACCUCACAUACCUUUGAAGUUCCCCAUUGAAUAUUUAAGAUAUCAUCCUUUUGAAAAUGUGAAAAUACCACCCAAUCACUUCCGUCCUCCUGGACUUCCAAAUGUAGCUUGGAAUCCGUGGAUAGAUCUUCGCGAGAGAGAUGAUAUCAAGGCGCUAAAUGUUAGUUUUCCUUUUGGAAGUCUUUCAGACUACACAAUAAAGCGCAUAGUGCAACAUUAUAAUUCUGCAGUUACUUAUAUUGAUGAUCUUGUAGGCGAACUACUCCAAAAUAUUGAUAAAAACACCAUUGUUGUGAUUCUUGGUGAUCAUGGUUGGUCUAUGGGUGAACAUGGUGAAUUUUCUAAAUACAGCAACUAUGACAUCGCAACUAAAGUACCACUCAUCAUUAGAGUACCUGGUGUAACCAAUUUUCAGAGAAUCAUUCCUCAACUUGUAGAACUGGUUGAUUUAUUUCCUACGCUUGUGGAUAUAACCAACGUAACUCGAAAUUUGGGGACCUGCUCAGUUGAUGGUGCUAAUUCACAUUUGUGCACUGAAGGAAGAAGUUUGGCUCCUUUAAUAUCCCCAACCUUCAACUUAAAAGCCACUCCAUGGAAAACGGCAGUUUUCACCCAAUAUCCUAGGCCAGGUGAAUAUCCUACUUGGAAACCUAACAGCGAUAGUCCCAAAUUAAAGGAUAUAAAUAUUAUGGGUUACUCCAUUAGGACAGAUCAGUAUAAGUAUACAGAAUGGAUCAGUUUUGAUCAUAGGAAUUUUUCUGCUGAUUGGAAUAAGAUUUUUGGACAGGAAUUAUAUGAUCAUUAUCUUGAUCCAAAUGAAAAUUUAAAUUUAGCAACUAGACCUGAAAUGAAUGAAACUGUAUACCUUUUAAGAAAGCAGCUUAGAUUAGGUUGGAGGCAUGUUUAAACCUUCUCAUAGUACAGGUACCUACACUACUAAAUUUUUGCAUAUUUAGAUAAUUGUUUGAAUAAUAAUAUGUGUAGAUUAACUCGCAGAAUAAAGGGAUACCGUAAU
Molecule: messenger RNA, 1778 nt
Organism: Photinus pyralis (common eastern firefly)
Lineage: Eukaryota; Metazoa; Arthropoda; Insecta; Coleoptera; Lampyridae
Product: iduronate 2-sulfatase
Exons: 6
Coding region: 126-1670 (514 amino acids)
Molecular function (GO): iduronate-2-sulfatase activity
Source: RefSeq, a predicted model, not a curated record